AUGCUUUCAAGACAGAACGCCCAAACUGUCGACAAAUCUAUUGAUAUCGAAGUCGGAGCGCAAAGGACUAUUGUCAAAGAUUCGGUUAUGUCCCCCAAAGCGAAAGAUGGCAAGCCACGAUACAAGGAGCUGAGGGACUUUUUCAAGACUGCAUACAGAAUAAUGAACACCAAAUACAGAGUUAGUGCUCAUUUUCCACAGCGCAGAUCACGGGUACUCUUGCUUGGCUUUGGAUCCAUGCUUCAGACGAGGAGAAACAGAGAAAGUGUAGAUUUGAGAGAGACAAGAUCGCAACAACUGUUUACCAUCGAUGAUGCGACAAUACCUGAUGAACCCAAGACAACGAGCGAUCCAGCGCCUAGUAAACCUGCUUCGACUGAAGAUGAAGACGGAGUUAGAGAUGUUAGAGCUGAUGACGAGAGCGAAACGCCCAGGGCUUCUUCCAAGACACACGUGAACACCACGCCUUUUCCUCAUUUGUCAGAUAUGAGAGCACUGAAUGACCCAUUACCAAAUAUCGAGUACAGUGAUCCGGGAGACACCGCAAAGGAAAGAAACGGCAGAAAGCGACGAUGGCAUGAUGCAGGCCUGCGUUAUCCCGAGAAGUAA
Cucurbitaria berberidis CBS 394.84 is the source of this 609-nucleotide messenger RNA. RefSeq lists its product as uncharacterized. Bases 1 to 609 code for a protein of 202 amino acids. The record is from RefSeq and is a predicted model, not a curated record. The transcript is spliced from 2 exons. Lineage: Eukaryota; Fungi; Ascomycota; Dothideomycetes; Pleosporales; Cucurbitariaceae.